AAGUUACUUUGUGCUUUUCCGGUUUGUUAGAUAAUUUUCAUCAGAUUUAUAUAGAUUAUUACCUAUUUUAAGUUUUUUAAUGUAAUCUUGAUAAGCAUAAGUACCUUCGUUUUGUUAAUACGUUGGAUUUUACACAAUCCUUUCGGAUACUUUGCAGACUUCAGUGUUUACUUUAAAUAAAAAUGGAUGAUGACGCUAGUUCAGAAUUACAGAAGUGUCUAUCAGAGAGUCCGAUGGAUACCGAUGAAGGCCCUCUUAUAAAUGAAAACUCCAAUGGAUUGUCGCAUCUUUUGACGGAAGGGGAAUUUAACAGUGUUGAUACCGGAGUUGUAGAUGAAUCGUCAACAUCAAAUCAGGGCUUUCUUAAUGCAGUUGAAUUGUCUGCUGGCAGUGUAGGAGAUUAUUUAGAAAAUAACACCAGUGAAUUUAACACAGACACAUUCGAUGUUGGAGAUAAUGCAGUAACAUUUCCAAGUGAAUCUUUAAAUAACAUGCUUUCUGAUGGGGAUUCACGUCUGAGCGAUGCGAUGUAUAAAAAUAUGACGUCCGAUAUGGAAGGUGAUUAUACAGAUAGCCAAAGAACCAAAAUGGGAUCUGAUUUUGAACAAGAUAUUGCUAGAGAUGAAUUAAAUGAUGUUCGUUUGUCAGUUCCAUCCGAACACCAUGAGAAUUUGAAAAUAGAGGACACCAGUUGUCCGAAUAUUGAUGCAAAAACGUGUGACCUAAGUAAUGAUGCAAGUCAAUCUACUGUAGACCAUAUUUUGAGAGAGAAAAUGGAGGGGGAAGGAGCAAAGAAAACAUUUGAAGAUGAAAAAUCUUCUCCAGAUAAAGAAACUGAAGUCAUUCAAGAAGAGAAACAAAUGGAUGUGUCAAAUAAAAAUAAACAGACCAUUGAAGCUGAAGAGAUAGUUGAAACUAAAGAGAUAGUUGAAACUAAAAACACAAUUGAAAUAAAAGAGACAGUGGAAACUAUAGAGGCAGUGGAAACUAAAGAAGUAUUUGAAACUAAAGAAGUUGUGGAAUCUAAACAGAUAGCUGAAACUACUGAGACAAAAGAAGCUAAGGAGACAAUUGAUAUAAAUCAAUGCAAUAAAACUGCCAUACAGAAAGAAGAAGAAAAUACAAAAUCCGAGGAGAAAGUUGGUGGUGCUGAAGAAACAGAAGUAGUGUCAGAGGAUGAGCUGCCAACGGUUCAGAAGCCAAGUGUAAAGGAUGCUGAAAAUGUAUCUGAUGAUGAACUACCAGGACCUAAACCUGCUGAGCUUCCAGCUGACACUGAGGUAGUAUCAGAAGAUGAAUUGCCUUCAUCUAAAAAGGAUUCCAAGGAGUCACGCAAAAGAAAACCAGACGAAGAAAGGGAUGGCUACGAUCCAGGUUCACCCACAUCUGAAAAUGAAUCAUCUAGUAAGAAGCAAGCUGUUGCGAAGAAUGGCGAAAGUAAACCAGUGCCUGUAGAAAAAAGGUUAUCAGUGGACGAGAAACCAAAAAAGAAAACUUUACCAGAGCUGGACAAAUAUUGGAAAGUUGUUAAUGAUGACCCCACUGAUUUCACAGGAUGGACUUAUUUGCUACAAUAUGUAGAUCAAGAGAGUGAUGUGGAAGCUGCGCGAGAAGCUUAUGAUGCCUUCUUGUCGCAUUAUCCAUAUUGUUACGGAUAUUGGAGGAAAUACGCCGAUUAUGAAAAACGUAAAGGAAGUAAAAAGAAGUGCCUUGAGGUUUUGGAAAGAGGACUCAAAGCUAUACCACUUUCUGUAGAUUUAUGGAUACAUUACCUGAAUCAUAUAAAAGCUACUAGAACUGAAGAUCUUGCUUUCAUUAGAUCACAGUAUGAGAGGGCUAUUGAGGCCUGCGGAUUGGAGUUCCGUUCUGAUCGAUUAUGGGAGUCUUACAUCAAGUGGGAAGCAGAGAAUGGUACUGCUCUUAAUGUGACAAACAUCUACGACAGAUUACUGGCCACCCCUACACUUGGGUAUACUUCACAUUUUGAUAACUUCCAAGAGCACGUGAUGUCGGAGCCGGUGGCGGGCGUGGUGACGCGCGCGGAGCUUGUGCGGCUGCGCGGCGAGGUGCGCGAGAGCAGCGGCGCGCAGCCGCAGCUGGACCUGCCGCCCGGCGAGGACGAGCCGCUCGACCACAUCGCUUCAGAGGAAGAAGCUCAGGCGAUCAAAGAGCGGAUAAUUGCAGCCAGAAGGAAAGUACACAAAACUACUGGUGAGGAAGUAGCUGCUCGUUGGACCUUUGAGGAAGGCAUAAAGCGACCAUAUUUCCACGUGAAACCCUUGGAAAGAUGCCAACUCAAGAACUGGAAAUCAUACCUCGAGUGGGAGAAACAGCAUGGUACAUUUAAACGGGCUCUUGUUUUGCACGAGAGAUGCCUUAUUGCCUGCGCUCUUUAUGAAGAGUUCUGGAUGAGGCUUGUAAAAUUCCUGGAGGAGCGUAUUGAAUCAGAACCGGAACUGAUAGCAGUUGAACGUGAGGUGUUAGAGCGUGCCUGCACAGUACACCAUCUGGAUAAACCAGAGCUUCAUUUACACUGGGCUCAUUUUGAAGAGGAACAUGGUAACCCGAGCAAGGCCGCAGAGAUUCUCGAUCGGAUAGAGAAGACCUGCCCCAAUCUUGUGCAGAUACAGUACAGACGGGUAAAUCUGGAGCGCAGACGUGGCGACUAUGACAAAUGCUGCCAAUUAUAUGAAAGCUACAUAGCGUCAGCAAAGAAUAAGCAGAUCGCUUCUGCUUUAGCAGUGAAAUACGUACGAUUCCUGUUUCACAUUAAGCGCGACGCGUCAGCAGCGAAGAAGGCCAUCGACGAUGCCAUCGCCAAAGACCCGCUCAAUGUUAGACUGCAUAUGCAAAGGCUUGACAUCGCUUUGCAUACACCCGGCACACCAUACGAAGUUUUAGAAGACCUGGCGAUGUCGUACGAGCGCACGGAGGGCGCGGAGGCGGAGGUGAGCGCGACGAUGGCGUGGCGGCGGCGCGAGCUGGCCGAGGAGCUGGGCCCGGCCGCCGCCGCGCGCGCCGCCACGCGACACGCGCGCGCGCUCGCCAAGCACCUGCGCAAGCGCGCGCGCAAGGACAAGCACGAGCCGCCGCCGCCGCCCGCCCCUUCGACUGACGCAACAAAGAAGAAAGAGAGUAGUGGUACAACAACGAUGACCGCCACUACCACAAGUGGCAGCAGCACAUAUUACCAGACGCCAGCUGCCACUGCACAGUCGUAUGACCAAUCCUACGCACAGACGUACCAGCCGCCUUGGGGAUACCAGCAGCCGCCGGGUCCCUACCAACACCAUCCACAUCCUUGGCCACAGUAUCCCAACUACUACUAACGACGAAUUAAUAGUUUGACUUAACGCGAUACUUCAACGAUUUUUCCAAUACUGUGAGAUCAUUUCUCGUAAGAGUACCGAAUUUAACUUGCUUUGUCUUUUAUUUUGACUUCAAAUAUGAAUAUGUAUAUGCAUAAGGUCAUUUUUAAUUAUAAAUUCUAAGCAUUUUAAAUAAAGGUAUGUUAU
Molecule: messenger RNA, 3515 nt
Organism: Parnassius mnemosyne (clouded apollo)
Lineage: Eukaryota; Metazoa; Arthropoda; Insecta; Lepidoptera; Papilionidae
Source: the annotation of a GenBank genome assembly